GAAUUAAUUAGCAGUUAUAAAGUAACUCAUCAUCCUCUUUAAUACUAUUCACUAAUCGACUUUUCUUCGGUCUCCACCACCAAGUUCGACAUUAACAAUUAAUGGUGAUAUUAAGUAGCUCUGUGCCUGCUUGGAUCGGUCACUUUCUCGCUUUUAUGGGUGGCUGUUUUGGAUGCUGCACUAAACCCACGCCAAUUAUUGCUGUGGAUGAGCCAUCGAAAGGAUUGAGAAUACAAGGGCGAGCAGUGAAUAAACCUAGCAUAUCAAAUGAGUUUUGGAGUUCCAGCACAUGUGACUUGGACAACAGUACUGUUCAAUCUCAAAGAAGCAUAUCAUCAAUCAGUGUAUCAAACCACAAUCUUGGUAGCAGCACUGGUAGCAUGAGCAGCAAUAAUGAAUUUGUAAAUCAUGGUCUCCUUCUCUGGCAACAGAGAAGGCUUCGAUGGGUCGGAAGUGGCACAUCUGGGAACCAAAAUCAGCGAAGAUGGGAAUCCAGAUUAAGUUGGAAUGCAACUGAAGGUUUACAAGGUUCCAGAAAUCCUUUUCCUCGGCCCAUCCCUCUUUCUGAGAUUGUUGAUUUUCUGGUGGAUGUAUGGGAGCAGGAGGGAUUGUAUGAUUGAUGAAUUUCAAUUGCAAAGAUUGCCUCACCCUUUUCACAUAUAUUCCUACCUGUUUUAACUCAUAAGAAUCUUCUGUAAUUUGUAAAUAGCCAUGUACAAAAAGAAGAGAGAUAGAGAGACUGAGAGAGUCCAAGGAAGUGCUUCCACUCAAUUGUAAUUUAAUGUCAAAUAACCAUCCUUUUCUUAUUCUGUAAAUUCCAUGUUGAAAGCAUCUUGUGUACCAAA
Messenger RNA from Populus nigra (black poplar), 845 nucleotides. RefSeq lists its product as uncharacterized. The coding region runs from base 102 to 620 and encodes 172 amino acids. The transcript has 5 exons. Lineage: Eukaryota; Viridiplantae; Streptophyta; Magnoliopsida; Malpighiales; Salicaceae. The record is from RefSeq and is a predicted model, not a curated record.